Messenger RNA from Cydia strobilella, 4884 nucleotides. RefSeq names its product E3 ubiquitin-protein ligase Bre1 (gene Bre1). The record is from RefSeq and is a predicted model, not a curated record. Gene Ontology annotation, cellular component: nucleus; HULC complex. Gene Ontology annotation, molecular function: metal ion binding; ubiquitin protein ligase activity. NCBI's taxonomy places the organism in Eukaryota, Metazoa, Arthropoda, Insecta, Lepidoptera, Tortricidae. The transcript is spliced from 17 exons. Bases 212 to 2941 code for a protein of 909 amino acids.
UGGCAACAUUACUGUAAAGACGUCUUCGUUUGGGUGAAGAGGUGGUUGCGGACGGAAAACCAGUUUUUUGUACUCAAAUAAGCUCAAUUAACAUCAUAUUUACCACAAUGAUAGGUAUUUUAAUAGCUAUUCGAAAUUCAGUAUCUAAUGAGAAAGAACAAUCCAAUUAAGCUACUAUUUUCAGACUGUCAAUAUUGACAAGCAGUCCAGGAUGUCUAAGCGUGGAGCAGAUGAUGGGGGCAACGGCAGUGGCCAGCCCCCGAUCAAAAAGGUUCAUUUUGAACCUCACCUUAUUGGGCCAGUUUCUACUCUGGAGGAAAUGGACAUCAAAGUCCUUCAAUUUCAGAAUAAAAAGUUAGCUCAGAGAAUAGAACAGCGCCAUAGGUGUGAAGCAGAAUUGCGGGCUCGGAUUGAACAGCUAGAGAAACGACAAACUCAGGAUGAUGCCGUUCUGUGUGUUGUCAACCGAUACUGGAACUUGCUGAAUGAAGAUAUCAGGGUGCUGCUGCAGAGAUUUGACGCUGAGACUGCUGAUGAGUCGGAAAAUAAAAAUGAAAAUGAAGCAACAACAUCAUUCCUUAUGCAAUUAUCAACUUGGGACAAGGAAGAACUGGACGCCCAGUUAGCCAACCGGGUGCAAGUGAGCAAGCGAGCGGUAGCCAAGGUUCUGCAGGCGUUUGAUCGGCUGCAACAGAGGAAUGAAAAGAUAUGGAGGGCUAUUAAAGGAGAAGCCGAGGAGGGCGCCCCAACCCUGGACGAAACCAUCCGCGCGACCAACGCCGAGGUGACGGCAGAGAGCCGCCGCCUGCAGGCGCAGUGCACCGCGCUGCAUGAGAAGCACCACGCCAUGACGCUCCGAGUCGCUCAGCUGCAAGAUGCUGUGAAUAGUCGGGAUACGGAGAACGCAGAGCUGAAGAACCAGAUUGAUGAUUUGCAGUACGAAUUGUUGAAGAUCCGCUCCCGCAACGACAAGCUAGAAAACCACCUGGCCGAGGCCAUAGAGAAGCUGAAGAGCUACCACCAGUCCGGCGCCCCCCCCACCGCCGCCGCGCCCGCGCCCGCCAUCUCCACCAUCGCCGCCGCCAAGCUCGAGGACAUCGCCGCCGAGUUGGAGGAGCAACGGGAGUUGGCUAAUAAUCGGCUGGCGGAGUUGGACCGACUUCACAGGCAACACAGGGAUGCUUUGAAAGAGGUUGAGAAGCUGAAAAUGGAUAUCCGACAACUGCCAGAAUCGGUGAUAGUGGAGACGACAGAAUACAAAUGUCUUCAGAGCCAGUUCUCAGUGCUGUACAACGAGUCCAUGCAGAUGAAGACCGCGCUCGACGACACGCGGCUGCAGCUGCAGAACGCCAAGAACCUGCACAUGCGCCAAAUAGAGAUGAUGGAGAGUGAAGAGCUAGCCAGACAAAAAGCCCUCAGAGCCGAGAUGAUCCAACUAGAGGAUGUUCUCGGGCAACUGCGUAAAGAGUAUGAGAUGCUCCGCAUAGAGUUCGAGCAGAACUUAGCCGCCAACGAACAGACCGGCCCCAUCAACAGGGAGAUGAGGCAUCUCAUCACCUCGCUCCAGAACCAUAACCAGCAGCUGAAGGGGGAGGUGCAUCGGUACAAGCGGAAAUAUAAGGAUACUAGUCAAGAGUUAAAUAAGGUGCGUAAAGAGUUGGAGGAAGCGGGCACGCGGCCGAGCACGACGUCGGACACGCACGAUGAGAAACCGUUAGCCGUCAAGAAGGAGGAGCCUGAUCCAGAGGGCGGGGGCGGGGGCGGGGGCGCGGGCGCGGCGGAGGCCAAGUCCGCGGCCGCCAAGGAGCACGCCCGAGCCCGGCUGCAGGAGCAGGACCUGCUCAUCAAGGACCUCAAGCAGCAGCUCAAGAAAGCGGUGAACGAGCAGAAAGAGCUGAAGCUCCUGCUAGACAUGUACAAAGGCGUGAGCAAGGAGCAGCGCGACAAGGUCCAGCUCAUGGCGGCCGAGCGCAAGGCGCGCCAGGAGUUAGAAGACCACCGCCAGAAGACCAAGAUGAUGCAGGAAAGCAAGCGAGAGCGGCGACUAGCAGAUGAAGAUGCGUUGCGCAAAAUCAAGCAGCUGGAAGAGCAGAAAUAUGAGCUGCAGAAGCAGCUGUCGUGCGCGCGCCCCAACGCGGACCCGCUGCACUUCUCGCGGCCCUUCGCCGGCUCGCAGGAAGAAGAAGCGUUACUAAACGAGAUGGAGGUGACCGGGCAAGCGUUCGAAGACAUGCAGGAGCAGAACUCGCGCCUCAUACAACAGUUGAGAGAAAAGGACGACGCCAACUUCAAGCUCAUGUCGGAGCGGAUCAAGGCCAACUCGCUGCACAAGUUGCUGAGGGAGGAGAAACAGUUGCUGCAAGAAAAGGUGGUGACGCGGGACCAGCAGAUCGAUUCGAUGGGCGCAGUGGCGCGACGGCUGGAGGAGAAGGAGCGGCUCCUGCAGAGCACGCUGUCCGCCGUGGAGAAGGAGCUGCUGCUCCGGCAGCAGGCUAUGGAGAUGCACAAGCGGAAGGCCAUCGAGUCUGCGCAGUCCGCCGCCGACCUCAAGCUGCAUCUCGAAAAAUACCACGCACAGAUGAAGGAAGCUCAGCAGGUGGUCGCGGAGAAAACGAGCGCGCUGGAGGCGGAGGCUUACAAAACUAAGAGAUUACAUGAAGAGCUUGCGGUGCUGCGGCGCAAGGCGGAACGCAUGAAAAAAAUGGAACAGGCCGGCAGCAGCAUGGACGAGGUCUUACUAGAGGAAAUACGAGAGUACAAGGAGACUCUCACCUGCCCUUCGUGCAAGGUGAAACGCAAGGACGCAGUACUAACGAAAUGCUUCCACGUGUUCUGCUGGGACUGCCUGCGCACGCGCUACGAGACGCGCCAGCGCAAGUGCCCCAAGUGCAACGCGGCCUUCGGCGCCAACGACUACCACCGCCUCUACCUCUCCACCUAGACCAGGCCAGGAUCAUGGGUUAGGUAAGGCCGUAGGUGUAGCUGAUCUAUACAGGUGUCUUAGUUGGCUACGUGCGAGCUAUGAGACAACUAAAAGCGUAGACGGCGUAUGUCAUGGCAAAAUAAUGAAUUUUUCAAGUGCAACGCCGCUUUCGGCGCCACCGACUACCACCGCAUCUACCUCUCCACUGAGACCAGCGGAGGGAGAUCGUGGGUUAGCUGAGGCCGUAGGUGUAGCCGAUCUACUAAACUUGCACGUAGCUAAUAGCUUCUGGAUAGCUAUGCGCCGGUAGCUAUGGACUAACUGAGCGGGUCAUCGCAACCUACUUGAGAACACUAUCAGUAGUUCAGAAGUUGAUAAGAGUAGAUAGAGAGGAGGAGUUGAUAUAACUGUUAAGAGUAUGUAUGACGGGUUUAAUCUUGCAGUUCGGGUUUGCGAUGACCAUAAAAAAGGCUACGCACUAGGUCUGUGACCGGAACAGCGUUAGUACUGUUUGAGCGCCGUGGUAUAGUUUGGCGAACUAAUUUGGCACUUGGCGAGAAGUUCUAUCGUAUACCUAAUGGUUGUGUGCUCAAUUGAUCUCGGUGAAAUUGUUUAUUUAUUUACAACAUGAAAUAUAAAAGUGACUACGGCGCUCAUGCAUUCAAGUAACGUCGUUAGGUAUAUUGUAAGAACAAAUAUUGUAUUUAAAAUAUCGAAACACCACUCUUGAUGUUAUUCAACACAUGCAUGAUUGUUUAGAUGUUUGUGUUCCGAUUGUUACUUGACAGCACUUCGCGAAUAAAAUAAGAUUCCUUAUUAAUCGGUAAAAAGUAAUGAAGCAAAACUGAGGAAGUAUCACAAUCACAAGAUGUAUUUAUAGCUAAAUCAAAACGUUGUAGUUGUAAUAUAUGUACUUUUUAUUCUUGUUGAUUAAAUAUCAAUUUUAUUAAACUGCUUCUAUUUGAGUAGCGUCAAGGCCCUGUCGGAGUUAGUGAUCGUUUUUUAAUAAGUGCAUAAUGCAUAAGUAAGAUAUCGUAGAUUACGGUGAAAUUGAAAAUUGUAGUGAAUGAAAAUGAACUGGUAUUUCUAAUACCUACCUACCUAUGUCCAACUGUCAUUGUCAGUUAAAUCGGAACCGACAUCGAUCACCAACUUUGACAUGUUCAUUGUUUAGCUUUCUUAAGCAGGCAAGCUGAUUAAUUGUAUAAAUAUCUGUAAAUUUAUUUUAUAAAUUGAAAGAUAUGAAAUUUUGUCCAUCGAUGUAUAUAGUUUUCACUGUAGGAUGACCAAAUUUCAUACCUUUAAGUAAACUGUAGUGGUAAAUAAUUAUGUAGGUUCAUAACUACUUGAGUUAUAUUCAUUUUGACGUAUGUGGACUAUUAUGUCAAACAUUAUUGCUAUAAUUUAUUGUGUAUUUAAGGAAUGCUUAUGCCAGCACCACACUUCGCUGUAUUUGGCAAAUAUUCGUGUUGCAUCCCUUUUGUUUUGUAUGUCAAAUGAAAGAGAUGCAACACGAAUAUUUGCCAAAUAAGGCGAAGUGUGGUGCCAGCAUUAGAAUGUCACUCGGGAUAUUUUGUUAUUUUUACUGAAUGUGAAUAGUGGCUCUGCCAUCCCGACGACGCCGUGCGUUUUCGACGCACUAAACUAAAGUAUGAGAAUAUCUGAAACAAAACAUUUGUACUGUUAUAUCGGUGGAAUGGGUUAAUUAAUGUUCGAUAUGAAACAAUUUACAAUAUAACCUCUUUAUAAAUUCAAAACAAAAUGUAUAUUUUGAAAGCAAAUAAAACAAAUUUAAAUACAUUUUAUAGUUUUAAGUAAUAAAAUACAAACAUCCUCGAUAAAUAUGAGCGACAGUAUUAUAAACGACCAUUUCUUGUUUUUAAAUUAUUGUUAGGCUCACCAUGCUAGUUCGAUUUUGGGUAUACGUAAGAUUGGAAAGGAAUUUGAUGAUAAGAUAUAAA